AUGUCUCAAUCCAUGGCUCUGAAUCCUAAAUUCAAUUCGAAUGACGGGAAAAGGAUGAUAAUCACCAUAUUAGAAUUUUUGCUGCGUGAAUCAAAUAUUUCAGGUAAUUUGAGAAGAUACUAUCUGAAGAAAUCAAUCGAUAGUUUGCAGAAGGUUUACGCCGUGAAACUAAAUUAUUAUUCUUGCUUGCAGAAUCUAAAGCCUUUGGAAGAAAUUUAUAGGACAGUCAUGCACCCGAUUCCCAUCCAGCAUCGUCUGUUUGCUGAAACCUGCAAUAAAACGGGAAAUUCCUUGAUGGAAAAUAAAAGAUAUAAAGAGGCUGAAGAAGAAUAUACAAAAGCUUUGCAGUUUUAUCCUUCGAAUCCCGUUUAUUUUUGCAACCGAGCAGCUUCUAGCAUAAAGCAAGGAGAAACCAUGAAUGCAGUGCUAGAUUGUCAAAAAGCUUUGGCUUUGGAUAACACGUACAUGAAGGCAUAUGCCCGUCUUGGACAAGCUUAUUUUUUCCGAGAUCGGGUAGACAAAGCAAUAAGAUGCUUUCGAAAAGCUCUAAAAUCAGAACCUGGCCAUGACCAAUAUCAAAACGCAUUAAUGGCACUUAUCCGCUACAGGAAAGGUGGCAAAGCGGGGAUUUUAAAUCCUCUUUUUAGAUUCAGAAAAAGCCACACCCAGUUCGGUUAUCUUAAUUUUCAGUGCAAUCGUUGCAAAGGUACUCACAGGGCAGUCUGCACAGAAGAUGCUUUCAAAGAAUUAUGGAUCUCAGAGCCACUUGAUUAAAUCAAAUUUUUGAUAACGCUGAUGUAUCUUUAUUUUAUUCUU
Messenger RNA from Parasteatoda tepidariorum (common house spider), 816 nucleotides. The record is from RefSeq and is a predicted model, not a curated record. NCBI's taxonomy places the organism in Eukaryota, Metazoa, Arthropoda, Arachnida, Araneae, Theridiidae.